GAGCCUGCACGUUUCGUCACGAUCCACGUUCUUCGCAGCAGCCACUCAUCGGGGAUCUCUGCAGGUUUCCAUUUAUCAUGAUUUUGACAUUUGAAGUGUUGGCAGUACUCGAUCAUACCCGGUCGAUGGUUGACAAUUCCGAAUUAAGUGUCACGAUUGAAGAUGACCUCGUUCAAUAUCUAUAUCGAUAGAGUUGAGCUUCGCCAACGCAUUUUGUAUUACUAUGCGCAAAGCAAGAGUCCUGUAAAAACUACAAGACGGAUUUGGGGGGGAGUAUGGAAGGAAUGUUCUGCCUUUUAGUGUCUGUAAAAUGUGGUUUAACAAGUUUGAGUCGCAUAAAUAUAAUCUCAAAUCAAGUGAUGCAACUAGAAGCGAACUGAAAGCAUUGCUCAACGAAAACUCGUCACUAUCACAAACGCAGCUUGCAUGGAAACUUGGCAUUUCUAAAGCAACAGUACAGCGGCAUUUGAAAGCAAGAAAAGAGAACCGGCAGAUAGAAAGACAAGUUACAACUAGAAGCAAAGUGGAAGCAUUGUACAAGGAGAACCCGUCCCAAACAAACCAGGAGAUUGCAGACAGGCUUGGAAUUACUCAAAAAACAGUAUGGCAGCAUUUGAAAGUAAUAAAAGAGAACCGGCAGAUAGAAAGACAAGUUACAACUAGAAGUAAAGUGGAAGCAUUGUACAAGGAGAACCCAUCCCAAACACACCAGGAGAUCGCAGACAGGCUUGGAAUUUAUCAACAAAUAGUAUCGUAUCAUUUGAAAGGAAUAAAAAAGAACCGGCAGAUAAAAAGACAAGGUACAACUGGAAGCAAAGUGGAAGCAUUGUAUAAAAAGGACCCGUCCCAAACACAACAGAAGAUUGCAGAGCGGCUUGGAAUUACUCAACAAACAGUACGGUAUCAUUUGAAAGGAAUAAAAGAGAACCAGGAGUAAGAAAGACAAGUUGAUAAACAGUGAAUAUGGAUGUAACGAUAUCGGACUCGGAUACAGACUAUAAUGAAGAGGAUAAUACUCUCGUUGCGGCAUGCACGUGACAAAGUGCUCACAUCAUAAGUACAGUGAGCGACUGCUUCCUUUUUACUCGGAGAUUUGCGGCACUUGUCAGCAACGCUUGAAUAAAGUAACAAACUGUUAGCGUAAUAUAAUUUUUGUAACAUUCGGAAAAGUUAGGAGAAUGUACAUGUCUUUGCUAUUUAUUAUUAGGAAAGUUUAAUUAAUGGCAUAUAUUUUCUGACAACCUUAACUAUCGGUUUCUCAUCAAGAUGUAGUUCUUCGCGAAUGAACGUUUAAUCAUUAACGUGCUUUUAACAACAAAAGUAAAUAGUAUCAGAAAGGAUAGCUUUAAUCACUCGUUUAAGAUGUAUUGUAACAAUGGAAUAAUGUUAAACCUAAUCUAAGUAUGCAACUCGCGACUAUACCUAUUUAUUACUCUUUCUUGAUACGAUCGUGAUCCGUUGACUGUAGAUAUUGAGACAAAGAUACUUGUCACUAGUCUUUCAGUCAAGCUCGUGAAGAAUCAUGGAAUGUAUAUCGAUUUAUAUCGUAUUGGCAAACGUGGUCAUGCAGUGACAGCAUUCCUUGCAGAAGGAAUCCUUUCAUCCGAGGAUGAAUAGAUUUCCGCCAGUUAAGAUAUAUAUUUCGGAAUAAUUAUUCUUUGUUUUUUGCUGUUGAAAGUUCGGGUUUAUCAAAUGGAUUAAAUGAAUACAAAUGUUCGGGACUAAAAUUGUAAGUAGGUGACGUGAUUAUAUUUGUAAUGUAAUGUUGUGUCUCUUCUCUGACUUUGCUUGAUUCAGAUCAAUUUUAAUUUUUUAUUAAAAUGUUUAUUGUACAAUAUUA
Molecule: messenger RNA, 1840 nt
Organism: Ooceraea biroi (clonal raider ant)
Lineage: Eukaryota; Metazoa; Arthropoda; Insecta; Hymenoptera; Formicidae
Source: RefSeq, a predicted model, not a curated record